Molecule: messenger RNA, 4766 nt
Organism: Penaeus indicus
Lineage: Eukaryota; Metazoa; Arthropoda; Malacostraca; Decapoda; Penaeidae
Product: glucose dehydrogenase [FAD, quinone]-like
Exons: 12
Coding region: 601-2538 (645 amino acids)
Molecular function (GO): flavin adenine dinucleotide binding; oxidoreductase activity, acting on CH-OH group of donors
Source: RefSeq, a predicted model, not a curated record
GUGCGAGCGUAGUCGUGUCCGAGCUGUGAGCCGAAGAGCCGGUGUGGCGCGGACCGUGCGAGCGUGUGACGGUAUCGGUUGUGGCGACUUUGUGAAAUUGUUACUGUAUCUCGUUCUUCUAAUAACUUUUGUGAUUUGAAAAAGAAGAAAGAUACUUUAAGAAGUAUACAUGCAUUUUUGAACUUAUUAAAAUCUUCACAGAUUUUAUUGUUUAUUUGAAAUUGGAAAAGAAACAGCGGUUACGACGGUGGCUAUGAUUCUUACAUGAAGAUGGCCUCGAAGUGGAGAUUUUGUGCGAAUAGUUAUCAUGCAAUUUUUGUUUGUGAAAAAUCGGCAGUUUCUGAGAGAAACCCUAUUACAGACAUUUCUGGACUUUAACCUCUUAAAUUCUUAGGAACAGUAAAGAGUAAAUGAACUGAAGAAGAAACAGACGAAAGCCAAACAUACCAAGAGAGAAAGAAAAGAAAAUACGAAAAGCAGGAGAGGAAACCCAAAGAAAAGAGAGAGAGAAGAGAGCGAAGCACCAACUCCGGAACCCCGAAAUAGGACUCGAAGCCUCACACCUUCUCCUCGCCGAAGCCAAGGAAACGAGCCUCCACCAUGGCGCUGGCACACAUCAUCAACUCCAUCCCCAUCGCGACCGACGUCUUCACCGCGACCCUGUGGUUCUUCCCCGCCCUCCUCGCCGCCAUCGCCUACUACAAGUACGACGAGAUCGACCCGGAGUCUAGGCCUAUCAACAGGGAGAGGCUGUUCAAGGAGUACGACUUUAUCAUAGUCGGCGCCGGAUCUGCAGGAGCCGUAAUCGCCAACAGGUUAUCGGAAAACCCUUAUCACAGCGUCCUCUUGCUUGAAGCCGGAGGAGAUGAGACGGAAAUCAGCGACGUCCCUGCUCUGGCCGGCUACCUGCAGCUCUCCAAGAUGGACUGGCAGUACAAGACGGAGCCGCAGGAUUCAGCUUGCCUCGCCAUGGCCGGGAAGGCAGAUGUUACUAUUUCACAAGAUUUUUUGCCCGCAAUGGUGGUCAGUGAAGUGAGGCAAGGAAGUCAUUGUAGUGAAUCUAGUGAAGUCAAUGAAGUUAGUGAAAUUAUAUUGGUGGAGUUAUCAGGGAUUUAUCCUUUGGCUUCGAAUAUAAGGAUGCUGACGGAAAAGUGGGUCACUAAGACAUCCUUCGGGAAUCUUGACCCAGUGAGGUUCAUGGGCCUAUGCCAGCGCUGGUACAAGUGGGUGAAAGGAGUUGCUGUGAAGUACCACGGCACCGGAGGCUAUCUGACGGUGCAAGAGGCCCCCUGGAGGACGCCCCUCGCCACGGCCUUCGUCGAGGGCGGAGUGGAAAUGGGUUACGAGAAUCGAGAUUACAACGCCGAAUACCAGACAGGAUUCAUGAUCCCUCAAGGAACCAUCAGACGAGGCUCAAGAUGCUCGACCAGCAAGGCCUUCAUCCGACCCGUCAGAUUACGCAAGAACCUCCACGUUGCUAUGUAUUCUUUCGUGACGAAGAUCCUCAUCGACGAAUACACGAAGCGUGCUUACGGCGUCAAGUUCUUGAGGAACGGCAGAGCACACGUCGCCCACGCCCGGAAGGAGAUCAUCCUGUCUGCAGGAGCUAUCAAUUCUCCUCAGCUCCUCAUGCUCUCGGGAAUAGGACCGAAAAAUCACCUCUACUCGCAUGGGAUCCCCGUCAUCCAGGACCUUCCCGUGGGCCACAACCUCCAAGACCACAUCGGCACGGGCGGCCUCGUCUUCCUGAUCGACCAGCAGGUGUCUCUCGUCCAGACCCGCUACGAGAACCUGCCUUCCGUUCUCAAAUACGCCAUGUUCGGUUCCGGUCCCCUCACUGUCCUCGGCGGCGUGGAGGGCAUCGCCUUCGUCAAGACCAAAUUCACGAACUACACCGACGACUGGCCAGACAUCGAGUUCCAUUUCAUCUCGGGUUCUCCAGCAUCCGACGGCGGGAGGCAGAUCAGGAAGGUGCAUGGGCUCUCGGAGAAGGUGUGGCAGCAAAUGUUUAUGCCCAUAUCCUUCCGCGAUAGUUGGUCGGUGUAUCCUAUGCUCCUGCGGCCCAAGUCCCGAGGAUACAUCACCCUCCGAUCGGCCAGUCCUUUCGACAAGCCCUAUAUAACCCACAACUACCUGACUGACCCCCAAGAUGUCAAGGUUAUGAUUGAAGGCAUCAAGAUCGCCCUCGCGCUCGCCGAGACCAAAGCCUUCAAGAAAUUCGGCUCCCGCUUCUACACUCGCCCCAUGCCCGGCUGCGAGUACGCGACGCCCUGGACAGACGAGUACUGGGAGUGCCUGGCCCGCUCUUACACCUCGACCAUCUAUCACCCGGUCGGAACCUGCAAGAUGGGGCCGUACUGGGACCCCGAAGCCGUGGUCGAUCCGGAGCUCAAAGUGUACGGAAUCUCGGGACUACGAGUGGCCGACGCAUCCAUCAUGCCGACGCUGGUAUCCGGAAAUACCAACGCCCCUGUCAUCAUGAUCGGCGAGAUGGUAUCGGACAUGAUCAAAAAAUACUGGGCCGGCAAGAAGAGAUAACAUCGCCCGCCAGCCUUCGUAGCGUCGCCAUGUUUCCCGGAUUCAGUUCGAUCCGUGGAUAUGUUCAAAUCUUGAAAACAAUGUUAUUUCUAAUGCCUGUGUUCGUGAUUUCUUGUUUUUGAUGUUUUGAUUUUUUAAAGAAAGUUCUUGGUUUUGGUACCACAAAGGACGCGCUGUGUGUUAUAUGUCGUGCGACGAUGCCCAAGCCCUCGCGUGAGAAACUGCGAGAACCGUGCGCCUUUGUCCUUGAAAAGAAAGGAGAACAAAGCGAACACACUCUGUACAAAGAAGACGUGAUUGCCAAAAGUGUACUUAUUGCUCAAUGCCCAAAACCUCUCGCAAGACCCCGGGCCGAGUGAGAAUGCGUCGGAGCCUCUGCUUGGAACAGUCAUUGCCUCCGGCUCUGAAAGCAGCCCAAGAGGCCGUCCGAGGAACUGGGACCUUAGGACCAGAUCGAAGGAGAAAAGGGAGGAAGAGGAGUCACUAUGAGUGGCGUGCUAAAGCAUCUCCGACGGCAGGAAAGCGGUCGUGAAUCCGGUCCUCCGUCAGGAGUCAUGCUGAGCAGACAUGACUGACCAUAACUGUGGGAUCAUGAGUGCCUCCUGAAAAUGCUAUGAAGCUCUGCGCCAUGCGAGGCUUCAGGAAUUAGAUGGCGCUUGGAAUUUGUAAAGUCUGGAGCGCAGAGCGAUGUGUCGAGAGCCAAAGGUGUGAUACGCAUUGGUGUUCCGGAGGCAGAUUUGAAUUGCAAAGGGGCCUAAGUGAUGAUCAUGAAAAGAUGUAAAAAAAAAUUAUAGAUGAAAAAACGCAUUCCAGACAAGAAUGGUAUCCAGAGAUCAAUCGAGAUCUAAUACAAGAGACAAGAGGUUCAAAACCUCGCAAAUCUCAAACCCUCCCUCCCACACAACCUCGCUCGAGCGUUCCACGGAAUCAUGCCUGAGCGAAGGAUAACGCAAGGGGGAGAGGUCACUCAUAAAACGAGCAGUCAUUGUAGUACAGAAAUUCCCCCUUAUGCCAUCUUCUCUUCCCGUCUCGUCCGCGUAGAUGGUGAGCUGGAUUUGCCAUCUACGUGAAUCAGUAAUAACCAUUAUUGAUUUUAGAAGUCUCUACCUCCAUAAGAAUCACUUUUGACUGUUGAUUGUUCUGCAGUCGGCUCAUUUGUUGAACUGCAUAGUUUUGUUGAUUAGUAACAUUAAUCUUUUUUGUUGUCGUUUUAUUAAAUGCUUCAUUUUUAUUCGCUUCUUCAUGUCAUUCAGUUGAAAGGUCAUUUUACCAGUCUUCUUUAUUUUGUUUUAUCAUGGGCAUAUGUUUGUAUAUAUCAUUUGUUGUUUUAAUAUAUGUGUGUGUGUGUAAGGUGAUUUUUUUUCAUCUAUCAUUUUCGAAAAGAUAAGUGAAGAAAAAAAAACUAAAAAGAGAGACAUUUUCUUUUUAAUAAUCGGUAAUUUUUCUCGUCCAAAGAUUAUCGUAGGCUUGUUAGACCAAUGUAUUCUUAACGUCGCACGGGAAAGGUGCUAACCAUGCUUCAGUCACUCGUAACGUGCCAUGCCUAGAACUUAAGGUGUCUGAAUGGUCGUAGCAACAGGUGGUUUGCAUCAUCACCUUCCAUGCGCGUGUUUGUCUGUGUGUUCCGGCAGGUGUCCGGACCACAGGGGGGGAGCGGUGGGGUCUACCGUGUACUAAACGUUUUUUUUCUUAUUUCGUUAGAGUUAGUGGUGCUAUUCGUGUUUUACUCAUCUCUCUCUCUCUCUCUCUCUCUCUCUCUCUCUCUCUCUCUCUCUCUCUCUCUCUCUCUCUCUCUCUCUCUCUCUCUCUCUCUCUCUCUCUCUCUCUCCCAUCUCUCUCUCUCUCUCUCUCUCUCUCUCUCUCUCUCUCUCUCUCUCUCUCUCUCUCUCUCUCUCUCUCUCUCUCUCUCUCUCUCUCUCUCUUCCUCCUCCACCUCCUCUUCCUCAGUCUGCCUUCCAGCAUUUUUCCUUAUUAACAAACAAAUCAUCAAUGGCAAAUUACGAGUCAGCGAUGUUCGCAUAACAGGCAGGAACAACAGUCACUCCCCUCCACGUGGCUGCCCGCGCCCUGCCGCCCUUGCCUUCCGAGAGCGCCCAUCACCACAGCACCAGAAAAGGUUUCCCUUCAGGAACUCGAGCGGUAACGUCCAUGACGAAGAAGACAGACUAUUUUCCAUAACGUGUGUGAGAACUGUAAAUUAUUUUCCCGAAUAAAAUGUUAACUUUAAA